Messenger RNA from Aspergillus ruber CBS 135680, 620 nucleotides. RefSeq lists its product as uncharacterized. The record is from RefSeq and is a predicted model, not a curated record. The coding region runs from base 149 to 517 and encodes 122 amino acids. The transcript has a single exon. NCBI's taxonomy places the organism in Eukaryota, Fungi, Ascomycota, Eurotiomycetes, Eurotiales, Aspergillaceae.
CAGCAUUUAUUCGCGACCAAGGCGAUGGUUAUAUCAAUUCUACGCGAUGUGUUGGUGAAGCAGGAUCAGUAAAAACAUACCGCGGUAGGAAGCAUGGCCAGCGGCGGCCUUCUUAGUUGCGGGCGUGGCAGCAGCUCUCUUUGGGGGCAUGAUGACGGUGUGGUUGUUUGUGGAGAUAUAUAGGUGUAGAAGAAGUAUAUAUCAGGCGAGGCAAUGUCUUAUCUAUUUUUUUGUUUGUUUGAGUGGUGGAGAGAUCGAAGAGAAGGAGGAAAGAAGAAGUGACGGAAGGGGAGGAGACGAUGCGCGGGGCAUCCGCCGACUUUAUAGGGCAGCGGGCAAAGGGCCAGGAUCAACUUUUGCCUACACGUCCGGUUUUGUUUUUAUUUUGCUCUUUUUUGUGCGUAUUAGCCUGUUUGAUUUGCUUGAUUUAUUCUUAUUAUUUUAUAGUGUGAAAUAUAAUACGAUCAUAUAUAUAGAAGAGUAUUCUUGUUGUUUAUGCCUACGCGCAUCACCAUGAGAUGAUGUCUUCUCCAACGCGUCUACUCCUUUUCGUCUCUUCGCUUCUUUAAUCUAUUUGACUCGGGUUCUGUCGCUGAUAGUCGUGCACACUCCAUCUGAUC